AAUUGAACGGUUCUGUGUUAUUAAUAAUUACAUACGUAUAAUUUAUGCGCUACAAAUCGCUGCUUGAAUUUGAUAUACCGUCUGCAAGGGUAUACAAAUGACAUGCUGUUUUCUCUUUCUAUUGACAAACGGGAUAAAAUAGUUUAAAACAGGCGCUAAAGCACACACACAUAUGCAAACGAGCAGUUUUGGCAUGCAUACAUAUGUAAACACAAAUCUAUGGCGAAUGGCAGAGUAGGACAGAAAAUCAGCAAAGGAAAACGCAAGAAAACAGCAGCACGCACUUGUAUUCUCUGCCGAGAGGACGCCAUCCCGCUCACACUCGCACUCACAGGCCAGACAACAGCUGUAUCCUCUUCGAAGCACAACACCUAUUGUCUCCCGCUUACACAUACUGAACCCUACAUUCUCUUGUGGCGCAAAAUAGCCCAUCAGAAACCACGCAAAACGGCUGGCAAGAAGAAGUUGAUCUGCGGUUGAGUAGAAAUGGAUUCUUUUGGCAGCAAGAGCGACUGCGCGUUGGAGAGUUCAGAGAUGGAGUUUUCGCAGUUACCGUGGAAAAAUAAGAAAACGAAGGACGAUGCUAUUAAACGCUGGGUGAUUUCGCAGGAGAAAUACUUCCCGCUGAGGUCGAAUGAGAUGCCCAGCUAUGAGACACUCGACAAAUCCCAAAGUGAAGAUGAGGCCCAGGAAAGUCAUUCGGAAACUUUGUCCUUUGGAGACUAUAUCAACAUAUCUUCGAAGAACUGUGUCCGCAAGCUGAGUGACCUCAAGUUUGGUGACCUCAAGUUUGGUGACCUUAAGUUUGGUGACCUCAAUUUGGGUGGCGAUCAGCCCGAGGAAACUCCUAAUAAUCAGUACAAAGGCAAUUGCAAUGUACAAAAAAUUGAUGGGGAGUCUCCCCAUAUCGGUAAGCCUGUGGAGUAUUUGUCCGCUCUUGCGGCCCCAUCGCCAUUCGACCGUCCCAAGGAGACAGACACCACUUGUACUUCCUUCUGGAUAUAAUCUCUGGGCGCUUCGCCCUGAUGGUCGCACAGGCAACACUUACUAAACUUUUCCGCUAUGGAGUCGUGUCAUUUGAAAGUAAACAUGCACAUGCAUUCACAGUAUGUAUGGCUAGUGGAUAAGCUAAAGAGACCUGUUCAAUAAAGUCUUUGUACCAAUAAGCAAAAA
Messenger RNA from Drosophila miranda, 1173 nucleotides. RefSeq lists its product as uncharacterized. The transcript has 3 exons. Bases 487 to 1005 code for a protein of 172 amino acids. NCBI's taxonomy places the organism in Eukaryota, Metazoa, Arthropoda, Insecta, Diptera, Drosophilidae. The record is from RefSeq and is a predicted model, not a curated record.